AUGUCUGUGGACAACGUCUUCGCAGCAUUUGCAAGCGGUCCACCUCCGCCUCAAAUUCCCCAAAGAACCGACCAUCCUGUAUCUCAUUCCAUGGUUGCACCACAAAAAAAGAAACUGCAGACAAACAAGUUUUAUGCCAAUUUCUUCUUGGGUUCUCAAUCUUCGACUACAUUCACCCAUCCCUACUCCAUAGCUUGGUCAAAGGGUUCCGGUGUGCUCAAAAGCUAUGGCCUGGCUGUCAGUCAUAUAGUGAGGUCACAACUAGCAUACGGCCCUGGAAAUCCGGCUCGAUAUUUCAUCAAUCCUAUUGGCAUACAGUCGAUUACACUUUCUGCUUCUGAGCUGAAUACCACGACUCAGCUCACAAUGGAUUCUCUGGAUGCUUUCUCUGCCAAUGUUAACCUUCUGCCACGUCCGGGUGCUGCUCCAGCUAUCACUUUUCCCUUGGUCCAAGGAAUGGCAUUCGUGACGGCUGUUUACAGCAGUAGUACACCACGUAUCGAGAGCGUGAUUUCUUUCACUAGUGUCACCUAUGUUGGGCGCAUGCCUUCUGGCUCGACCUACAAGUAUCAAGCAAAACUUGCCGACAGUACCUUGUGGAACAUUUAUGUCACAACCUCUCAACCUGGAUAUCCUGUCAACUCAUUUACUCUGACCAAUGUGCGAGUACUGCAAGGAGCUCCUAAAUUCCAAGGUUUUAUUCAAGUCGCCAAAGUGCCCUCUGCUGAUGCUGAGUCAGUCUACGACGAAGCAGCAGGCGCAUAUCCAGUUUCUGCAACGGUAGCCGGUUCUGUGGCAGGGACCACUGGAACGUACACGUUAACAUGGACCAAACAAGGCGUCGCUAACCGUACUUUACUUAUGUUUGCUCUGCCUCAUCACGUGCAAAGUCUUGCUUCUGGCUCUACGACCAAUGUCAAGCUCCAAACUACAACCAAGGGAAUGGCCACGGGUAUCGUAGGAAACUCAUGGACUCUGGUCGAGCGAGCUUUGCCAAUAGGCAUGAGCUUUGCUCCCUGGUCAGUCUCCUCGGGUGGAAACAGCAAGGUCUCAGCUGAAGCUGUUGGAUUGAUUAACAAAGCGGGUGAGAGUGAACUCAGUCAGGAUAUGGAGAAGCAGUCAGACCUCAACUCAAUGUACUAUUCUGGAAAAGCACUCGCCAAAUUUGCCGCUAUCGUCUAUGCAGUGCAUGACAUUGGUAAAAACGCAACUCUAUCCAUCAGCGGACUUCAGAAACUCAAGAUAGCUUUUAACACAUUCGUUCGCAACGAGCAGGUCCUUCCUCUUGUUUACGAAUCAUCCUGGGGUGGAGCCGUUUCUAGUGGUACUUAUCAAACUGGUGACUCAGGUCUCGAUUUUGGAAAUACGUACUACAACGAUCAUCAUUUCCAUUACGGAUACUUUGUCUAUGCGGCCGCUGUGAUCGGAUAUCUGGACCCCAGCUGGUUGGAUCAAGGCACGAACAAGGCAUGGGUCAACACACUGGUUCGAGACUACUCCAAUUCUGUGACUACAGAUGCAUACUUCCCUUUCUCUCGAUCGUUUGAUUGGUUCCACGGGCAUUCUUGGGCAAAAGGUCUGUUCGAAAGUGGUGAUGGCAAAGAUGAAGAAAGUUCUUCCGAGGACAACUUAUCCGUCUAUGCAAUCAAGAUGUGGGGACGCACGAUCGGAGACAAGGCAAUGGAGGCAAGAGGCAAUCUCAUGUUGGCCAUUGAAGCAAGAUCUAUGCAGAACUACUUCCUCUACACGUCGGAUAACAAAGUCCAGCCUCCAGAAUUCAUCGGCAACAAAGUCAGCGGAGUCCUCUUCGAGAACAAGAUAGACUACACGACCUAUUUCGGCAGUAACCCAGAGUACAUCCACGGUAUCCAUAUGAUACCCGCUGGCUUCCCUUUCAGUGCAUACGUACGCACACAAAAGUUUGUCACCGAAGAGUGGAAUGCCUUUUUCUCCAAUGGGCGUGCCAAUGUAGAUGGUGGUUGGAGAGGUAUCUUGUAUGCCAAUCUGGCAACUAUCCAGCCGGCAGCCAGUUAUGCGUUCUUCUCCGAUCCCAAAUUCAAUCCUGCUUACCUCGAUGGUGGAGCUAGUCAGACUUGGUAUUUGACAUACUCGGCAGCAAUGGGAGGAUCGCCAGCUAGUUCAGCAAAGAGAUCGGAGGCUGAAGGGCUUCUCGCAGAGGGAGGCUCAACCGAGGAACAGGUGACCGGGAAGGAAACGACCCAAGCUAUUCAUCGGCACAAAGGUCACAGGCAUGGACAUGCAAAGCUCUGA
Aureobasidium melanogenum CBS 110374 is the source of this 2271-nucleotide messenger RNA. Its product is annotated as endo-1,3-beta-glucanase. Gene Ontology annotation, molecular function: endo-1,3(4)-beta-glucanase activity; glucan endo-1,3-beta-D-glucosidase activity. Gene Ontology annotation, cellular component: cell surface. The coding region runs from base 1 to 2271 and encodes 756 amino acids. NCBI's taxonomy places the organism in Eukaryota, Fungi, Ascomycota, Dothideomycetes, Dothideales, Saccotheciaceae. The transcript is spliced from 5 exons. The record is from RefSeq and is a predicted model, not a curated record.